AUGACCUCUGUACUCAGAUUGACAUACGGUGAACGCGCAGCCCGCCAUUCCAAUCCUGCUGCAAAAGCGCUUCUCGAAACCAUCGAGCGCAAAAAGUCCAAUCUAUGUGUUAGUGUGGACGUCUCGAAGAAAGCCAACUUCCUCAGUAUCAUCGAUGCUGUUGGCCCAUAUACUUGUCUUAUCAAGACACAUAUUGAUAUUAUCGAGGAUUUCGAUGAUGAUCUCAUAGAGCAGCUUCAAGAGCUUAGCCGAAAGCAUGACUUUCUCAUAUUCGAAGACAGGAAAUUUGCUGACAUUGGCAAUACUGUCACCCUACAAUAUUCCAGCGGAGUACAGCGCAUCGCCUCCUGGGCACACAUCACAAACGCUCACGCCGUCCCAGGGCCCUCAAUCAUCUCCGGGCUCUCAUCAGUCGGCCUUCCACUCGGACGCGGACUAAUCCUCCUCGCAGAAAUGAGCACGAAAGGCUCACUGGCUCGCGGAGAAUACACAGAAGAAGCAGUCCGCAUGGCACGCGCGAACCGCAACUUUGUGUUCGGAUUCAUCGCACAACGUCGAAUGGAAGGAAUCGGUCUUAAUCCACAGAGCGGCGACACCGUUGCUCAAGACGAGGACUUCAUAAUUCUCACCCCUGGCGUAGGACUUCAAGCAAGUGGUGAUAGCCUUGGGCAGCAAUACAAGACUCCCAGAGCAGUCGUCGUGGAUGCUGGCUGCGACGUCAUUAUCGUUGGUCGUGGUAUUUACGGGAAGAGCGAUUCGGUUGACGUCGCUGCUGCUCAGAAGCUCGCAGAAGUUUAUCGAGACGAGGGCUGGAGGGCGUAUGAAGAAAGACUUAAAUCUCACAGGAACUAA
Messenger RNA from Fomitiporia mediterranea MF3/22, 852 nucleotides. Its product is annotated as orotidine-5'-monophosphate decarboxylase. The record is from RefSeq and is a predicted model, not a curated record. Gene Ontology annotation, cellular component: cytosol. Bases 1 to 852 code for a protein of 283 amino acids. Gene Ontology annotation, molecular function: orotidine-5'-phosphate decarboxylase activity. Lineage: Eukaryota; Fungi; Basidiomycota; Agaricomycetes; Hymenochaetales; Hymenochaetaceae. The transcript is spliced from 3 exons. Gene Ontology annotation, biological process: 'de novo' pyrimidine nucleobase biosynthetic process; 'de novo' UMP biosynthetic process.